AUAUAUUUUACGGAAAUGCAAAAUGAAGAGUCAACGACAGAUCUCAACGUUAUCUACGCCAUUGACUCAUGAUAUGGAGCUAGAGAAUAUUAUUUUAAAUGGUCUCUAGACAUUUAAACUUUGAAAUAAUGAAGAUAAUAUUUGUAACUGUAGGAACAACGAGCUUUGAUAACCUUAUUGAAAGUGUGACAUCUUCGGAAGCUGUUCAAGCUUUGAAAGCUCGUGGGUACCAGCACUUGAUUCUUCAGGUUGGACGAGGCUCCGUCCUUCCAAGUCCAGAAGCUUGUCCAGGCCUGACGUUAGAAGCCUUUCGAUUCAAGGAUUCAAUUGCUGAAAACAUCAGACAAGCCGAUCUGGUUAUCAGUCAUGCUGGGGCAGGAAGCUGUCUUGAGACCCUUGGCUUUGGCAAGCCUCUGCUGGUAGUUGUCAAUGACAAGCUGAUGGAUAACCAUCAGCUAGAGCUGGCCAGACGGCUACACCAGGACUUAAACCUCCUCUACUGUACAUGCAACAACCUCACAGAGACCCUGAGGACCAUGGAUUUGUCUAAUCUCUCUCCCUUCUUGCCUGGUCAGUCUGAGAACUUUGCCAAUUUUCUGGACAAGGCUCUUGGUGUACAGUGAGGAACAUACAUUUGGUUUUCUGCUCUGUCACUGUUAUGGACUGGACACCCUGUAUUCUCUGAACACCUUGCCAGCUCUCCAUGGUGUGAGUGGUUGGACUACUUUCUUCACUGAAUCCCGAUUCUGACACUUGGGAGCCGUAUAGUUUUUAUUUUAAAAUAGAGAAAUGAGGAGAGCAUGUACUGUUACAAAGGACUAGCAAACCAGCCUAUCCUGAAGUGAUUGUUGUAGGUUAAUAAAAGUUUUGGUGAACUGUA
This is a messenger RNA of Hypomesus transpacificus, 880 nucleotides long. RefSeq lists its product as uncharacterized. The transcript is spliced from 4 exons. Gene Ontology annotation, molecular function: hexosyltransferase activity. Lineage: Eukaryota; Metazoa; Chordata; Actinopteri; Osmeriformes; Osmeridae. The coding region runs from base 99 to 623 and encodes 174 amino acids. The record is from RefSeq and is a predicted model, not a curated record. Gene Ontology annotation, biological process: dolichol-linked oligosaccharide biosynthetic process.